AUGGCGCAACGUUUGCUGUUUAGGCACGGCUCCCUGGUGCGACCGGCGGCGGCCGCCGCGUGCGCGUGUGGGCUCGCACUGCAGCAGAGGUCAGAGCCAUCAAACUCGCUGUUUGCUUCGAAACCGAGCUUCGAUGCUGUCGAGCCCGAGAAGAAGCUAGCUCAGUACGAGAUGGGUGCAGAGCUGGGGCAGGGCGCGUUUGGGGUGGUCAAGAUUGCGACCAAGUCGGGAGUGCAGUACGCACUCAAGAUUGUGAAGAAGCGCUCCAAAUUGUGCGACGCGAUGGCAGAGAAGGAAGCGGAGCUCCUUCGCGCUGUCAGCCCUCACGACAACAUCGUUGGGCUCGUUGAUGCGUUUGAGCUGCCGACCGAGUACGCCUUCGUGAUGGACCUCGCGCGGGGCGGCGAGGCCUCCCGUGUGCAGGUCUUCGACCGUAUCUGUGACAACGGGCCCUUCUCCGAGCGUGCGGCUGCAGACGUGGUGCGCCAGGUGGCGCUCGCGCUCGACCACGCGAACAAGCGAGGGGUUUGCCACCGCGACAUCAAGCCAGAGAACCUGCUGCUUACGGACGGCUCGGACAAAGCCAACGUCAAGCUCUGCGACUUUGGCUGCGCUGCUUUCAUCCCAAAGGACCAGCCGGUGACUGGCCGCUGGGGCACUGCCGGGUACAUGGCGCCCGAGGUGAUCCGCGGCGAUGGCUACGGACCGGCGGUCGACUCCUUCUCUCUCGGCGCGCCCCUCCUCGCGCUCCUCGCUGUCCACUCCCGUGUGCUCCUGUUCAUCCUCCUCGGCGGCUACAACCCAUUCGACCCGGGCGGCGACUCUGCCGACCCUGUCAUCGAAAAGAGGGUCCUCAGUAAUCAGUGGGCGUUUGAUCCCGAAUGCUUCGGCAGCGUGUCAAAGGAGGCGAAAGACCUCAUCACCAAGCUGCUUUCAACCGCGCCCGAGAGGCGCCCCACCUCGAGCGACCUGUUGGCCAAUAAAUGGGUGAUGGGAAACGCGUCAGCAGCGCCG
This is a messenger RNA of Emiliania huxleyi CCMP1516, 1014 nucleotides long. RefSeq lists its product as hypothetical. The transcript has 4 exons. Lineage: Eukaryota; Haptophyta; Isochrysidales; Noelaerhabdaceae. The annotation marks the transcript as partial. Gene Ontology annotation, biological process: protein phosphorylation. The record is from RefSeq and is a predicted model, not a curated record. Gene Ontology annotation, molecular function: ATP binding; protein kinase activity.